AUUAAAUGGAAAAUUUUUUAAGAUUUCAAAAUUUUUAUAUUUGACAGCUAAUCAUAUGAUAGUGUUUAUGUGUGUUUUUUGCUAAAAAGCUCGCAUUGUGUCACAAUGCCGGCGUUCAGUGAAGAAAACCGCUCAGUAGCAAUCGAACGUGAUUGGCUCUUACUUUCAGAACUAACAAAUCAACAUCGAGUGUUGACAAGACGAUAACUGAGCGCUUCUCUGCUGAACACAACCAGUCUCUCCUAACAAUACUAUGCUGGCCAAUCACAGCCAUUUCACUUUUUAAAGGAAUGGCUAUGAUUGGUCAGUUUAUUAUUCAGUACGUAUUAAAAUAUAUCGGCGUAAAACUAGUAGCAUUUUCGAGUGAAGCAAGGUUUGAUUGCUCUGAGAGUAAUUAAAUUCAAUUUUCCAUGAACAUAUAUAUGUUUGAUCGAAAAUGAGUUUUGAAUGUGAUUAAUAGAAAUAAGUAUAUCCCUAAUAACCCAAGUGUUUAUAAUGUCAUUAAUCGCUCUCGGAGCGAUCAAAUUUGCUUCAUUCGAAAACGCUAUAUAUUUUACUUUCUUCAUCAAGUUAUUCGAUUUUAAUUUACAGGGUACCUCCAACUAUAUAAUUUAUAUGAUAUAUGUCUAUGGUGUAAAUGGAGAGUAAAACUUAUUUGUAAUCGACAAGAGGAAGAGAGAGCUCUUGCAAACAUAGCGAAAAAAAAAUUUUAAAGAAUUUAUUCUCAUGAAAAUUGAUUCACCAGAAGAUAUAUAGGAACAGAAACUAUCUCUCGACAUAAAUAUUAUGCAUUUCCCAUAUUUAUCUUGUCAUGUGUCUAAUUCAUGUGUUUUUCAAGGCAUUUCUGUCCUCGUAUAUUCUCGCAAACAUACAUUACACACACGCACAUGGCAUCAAUUCUCUUUCUCUCUCUCUCUCUGUAUGUGCGCGCGCGCGUGCGUGUGUGAGCGAAAUGCGGUAAUCGCACGGGCUCCCUCGUGAUUUGCAAUUAAUUAAAAUAUCGGGGAAAUGCAUUAAGGAAGUAAUUCCUCCGUACGUCAUCGCAUAAAUCGCUGAUGACUCGGCCAUAUGAUAAAUUACUCCGAAAAAAAAAAAAAAGGUGUCGAGUCGCCUGGCUGUUGCGAUACUUACUGGCUGCGUAUAGGAAUGUGGCAUUUCAAAAUGGCUGCCACGGCUAUUCUAGUAAUUUACAGCCUUAGUAAUCUGCCUUUGUUGUCGCGCGUGUGAAUCGUGCGAAUUCUCGCGAGGCACCCGCGAGGAACCCCGAAGUCAGAGCGACCGACCGAUGUACACACGCAGAUACGAUGAUGUAUGCACGCAUACGCGUACGCGUGUGUAUGUGUCGUUCAUCUGUCUCUGCCUGUUAGCUCGACUGAGCUCGACUUGAUCGCUCGUACACUCUCGCUCCUGGUGGUGAGCACCAGGGGAUUUAGCGCGUUUUUAUACUCGUGUCGCUGACGUGACGUUCUUCGUCUACCUCGCCUGUCACACUCUGCUCGCCAAAAGCGACGGUGGGAAACGUGGGGAAGCGCCACGGGAAUAUGCUCGGGACGGCUGCUGUCACCAUUGUCGCCCCAUCAGGAGAGCCCCGUCCCGUGGGAUCUCGGCGGCUCGUUAUUGUCACGUUGUAGCAUCUCAGGUGCGUUGACAAACGCGUGCGGCAUUAAGCUCGUCUCCAUUUAUCACGGUUUUUAACCAGUUUAAGUAGUAUGCCUGGAGAUAGGUUAGUUACUUAUCAAUCGCUCACUCGCAUGGCAUGAGGAUGCCAAGGAGCGGCUAUGCGAAAUAUGCCUGAUGUGCCUUCCGAUUCUCUGCCAAUCUCACGGAGCGGACGACCAAGCGAGAUUGUUUUCUACGACGGUGUGAAGAAUACUAAGCUCGAUGGGUCGACCUUGCGUUCUUCGUCCACGUUUUUUAUACAUCUGACAAAUAUAUCUCGUUUCUUCGUGAUUCGUAUUAUUGUGAUACACGUUGUGUUAUACAUGAUUCGAGCGGCAGUGAUCCCCGAGUCCUUGAGCGUGUUUUGAACUCAACUAGCUGUCCUAGCUAGAGAACUGUCGCCAGUCAUGACACUGGAAAGUAUCCGCGACAGGAUAAAUUAGCAGUGAUCUGUAUUCUAUACGUUUAUAUAUGCCACAACCGGAUUAAAGCUAGGUCCUAAAGGGCCUAGCAUGGGCCACUAUGAAUCCACCUGUGGUCAACAAAUCGAGCACUCGCGGCUCUGGAUACCACCAAAAGGCAUUAGCUGAGAUUCGCAAUUCGUUACUACCAUUUGCGAAUAUCGGCGGGAUUGGAGAGGUGGGUUCCAGUGCCGCUAGCACUAUCUCUACUGUAUCCACGACUAGUGGCAUUAGCUCCGCCUCGGGUCUUAGCGGGCUCUCCGGCGCCUCUGGUUCCACUGUUGAUAAACCGGAUCAGCGACAGGCAUUGGGACAAUUAUUAGCCAUGGGAUAUUCGGAGGAAAUAGGAUUACGCGCCAUGAAAUUUGCGGGAUGGCGAUUAGAUGCAGCGAUAGAGUACUUGAAACAGACUCAAGGGGAAUCUCUGAAUGGGCUUGGUAAGCUCAAUAGCAAACUCAUUAGGAAACCGAGUCUUGAAAGGGAAUUAAGUUUGCAACGCGGCAGUCCCGCGUUGGACAGCGGGGCGGGCAGCUCGCGAUCCGAUAGUCCGCGACUCACGGAACUUAGCACGCAUCCGCAGUUGAGCCGCCAAUACUCGCCCAAUAACUUUGUGGAACGUGAACCACCGCCACCUCCGCCGCCUCGAUGUAGUUCCACGCCACCGCCACCGCCACCGCCUCACGCGCCAUAUAGUCAGCCUAAUGUGCCCACCAACAUGCAACAAAUGCUCAAGCGAAUGUCACCUGCGCCGGUCGUGCCGACGAGACCGGCAGUGACGACAUCCAACACGGUCGGUGCUACGUCAGCGUCAGUGAAUCCGCCACAGCGCGGUACUAGUCCGGUGGCAAGCGUUAACAAUUCUGGCAGUCGUCAGCCAAUGAUCGUGCAAAAUGGUCCUCAAGUACAACAGCAAUUAACGCAGCAGAUGCAGGCGCUUAGCAUUUAUCAAACGAGCAACAGUAAUACGAGUACCCAGAUUGAACCUCCGCCACCUUAUCCCAUAGUUCCAUCCUCAUCCGCCGGUCAACCAGUGCAACCGCCUUCUUACAGUGUUUCUAUGCAGAAUCGGCAAAGUCCCACACAGUCGCAACAAGAUUACCGUAAGAGCCCGUCGUCUGGCAUCUACUCAGGUCCAACGUCGGCUGGUACGCCCAGUCCUAUCACCGUGUCUACGAUAUCGCCCAAUAAUACGCAGACGUCGAUGGCACGACCGACGCCGUUGCAAGCGUGGGGCGCGCGGCAGGCUAAAACACAACCGCCGAUCAUCAUGCAGUCAGUGAAAAGUACACAAGUGCAGAAACCCGUAUUGCAGACCGCUAUCGCGCCCACAGCACCACAGCCGAUUUCUACUACCAACAACACACCACCACCGCCUCCUUCUUACGCAUCAUCUAUGCAACAGAAACAACAGCAACAACCACUGCCUGCUUAUCCACCCGUGAACAAUGUCGUCGCGCCGCCUACUAAUAUACCGACAACAGAACCGCCAAGUUAUGCCACGACGAUGCAGGCAUUAGCGGCACAACGCGGUAUACAUCAUCCGUUGCCGCCGCCACCUUACAGCACUCCCACUGAAGACACAUCAAUUAUAUCUUCUACAAUAGAGAGCGGCAGUGCGCCGCGAUCAUCCCCAAUUGCCCAUCAUCCGCCACUUCAGAGGAAAUAUUCGCCGGUCGACAAUUGUCAACACAUGGAUGUACCAUCCCUACCGCCGGUUGCCUCGACCUCAAUGUCUGUAAGAAACAAUAAUAAUCAUUCGUCUUUGCCUGAGGCCGCUGCCGUCGCCGCUGGUAGCAAAGGUAGUGGCAACGCUAAAGGUGAUCAUAGCGGUAACUCACCUUUAUCCUACAAAAUCAAGCAUCAAUCUCCUAUACCUGAGCGCAAAACCAUGAGCAUAGAAAAGGAAGAGGAACGCAGGGAUUGCAAAGUGAGAAACUAUUCUCCUCAGGCUUUCAAGUUUUUCAUGGAGCAGCACGUAGAAAAUAUACUCAAAUCGCAUAAACAACGCCUCUAUCGACGUAUGCAGCUAGAGACGGAGAUGGCGAAGAUCGGUCUAAGUGCGGAAGCACAGUGUAUGAUGAGGAAGAUGUUGUCGCAGAAAGAAUCUAAUUACAUCAGAUUAAAACGGGCGAAGAUGGACAAGUCGAUGUUCACCAAGAUCAAACCGAUCGGCGUCGGCGCAUUCGGUGAAGUCACGCUCGUUAGGAAGCUCGACACCAAUCAGUUCUACGCAAUGAAAACCUUACGUAAAGCCGAUGUGUUGAAUCGUAAUCAAGUUGCUCACGUGAAAGCCGAGCGUGAUAUAUUGGCAGAAGCUGACAAUGAAUGGGUCGUCAAACUCUAUUACUCGUUCCAGGACAAAGAUAAUCUGUACUUUGUGAUGGAUUACAUACCCGGCGGGGACUUGAUGUCCCUAUUGAUUAAGCUUGGCAUCUUCAAGGAGCCAUUGGCAAGAUUCUACAUCGCCGAGCUCACAUGUGCAGUUGAGAGCGUUCACAAAAUGGGAUUUAUUCACAGGGACAUUAAACCGGACAAUAUCUUAAUUGAUCGUGACGGACAUAUCAAACUGACCGAUUUCGGUCUCUGCACGGGAUUCCGUUGGACUCACAACUCUAAAUAUUACCAACAAAACGGUCAUGGUAAGCAAGAUUCGAUGGAUCCAGCUGACGAUUGGAACAACGAAUGUCAGUGCAUACAAUUGAAGCCAUUAGAACGUAGGCGACACAGAGAACAUCAAAGAUGUUUGGCGCAUUCUCUGGUCGGAACACCGAAUUAUAUUGCGCCAGAGGUUCUACAGCGUACAGGAUACACCCAGUUAUGCGAUUGGUGGAGUGUAGGAGUAAUUUUGUAUGAAAUGUUGGUUGGUUCUCCACCAUUUCUUGCCAAUACGCCCGCUGAAACUCAAUAUAAGGUCAUUAAUUGGGAAACGACGCUUCAUAUACCGAAACAGGCUAAUCUAUCGCCAGAAAGUAUGGAUUUAAUACUAAAACUCUGUGUUGGUGCGGAUCGUCGGUUGGGUAAAAAUGCGAAUGAAGUUAAGAAUCAUCCGUUCUUUGCAAAUAUCGACUUCGAGAAAGGAUUACGACGCCAAAUGGCUCCACAUAUACCUCGUAUAGAAUAUCCGACCGACACGAGUAAUUUUGAUCCCGUUGAUCCUGACAAGUUGCGCAAUUCAGAGUCGUCGGAUUCAAACAAAUCAGAUGAGUUACUGGACAACGGAAAGCCAUUUCAUGGCUUCUUCGAGUUCACAUUCAGACGUUUUUUCGAUGACGGUGGUGGUCCUGCGUAUCCUAGUCGAAUCAGUUUGGAUGACAACGAUAAUCAAGGUCCUGUUUACGUAUGACAUUAGGCUAAGCUUAUGAUUUAUGAUCACUUUGCUGCCUAUUAUUUUCUCGUUUAAUACUUCUCUGUCGUCAUUCUUUCCGUUCGAUAUUUUAUAAUUCAAGAUAAUUUACCGUUCAUGACUAUUUUCUCUUUUAGACACAUUUUACUGUACUUCGCCAUAUAUACGAUGGUUUUCUAUUGGACAUUUAAGACACAAUACUAUUCUGGCAACAGGUAAAGCCAUGUUUUUAUGACAAAUGACGAUUACAGAAUGUAUUACGAGGGGAAGUUAGAGAAUAUCUCUAUUUAAUUAUCAAUCUUGUACUGCAUGUAGUGGGAUGAUUUAUGUCAUAUCAGGCAAGAACCAUGUCACUAUAUGCAAUGUAAGGUUGGCAAUUAAAUAGAGAAUUUCUUUCUAACUUCCCCUCAUAAUAUAAACCCUCUAAUCGACAUCUGUCAUAAAAAUAUGACUCUACCUAUUAAGAAAGUAGUAUUGUAUCUUAAAUUAAUUAAAUUAAUUGUGUCUAUAAUUAAAUAGGAAACCUUAAUUUCUGACUUUUCCUUGUAUAUGCAAGGAACAUCAAUAAUUCCUUCAUUUUUGAAUUCGGCAUUCUUGGGUUGAACACAUCAUUUAGUUGUUUGCACAUCAUGACCAUUGGCUCUGACAAGAAUCAGAAAAUUGGUAAUGAAAAGUUCGAUAGGUGUCUGACCUAUUAACAUUAAAUAUAAGACUAACAGAAUGUAAUAUAAUUUGUUUCUCAUUUUCUAUUUAAUGAUAACAUUGCCGAUUUUUCUUAUUGUUAGAGCUAAUAAUCAUGAUGCAUGAGUAUCUACAUAUUAUUUGUCUGAUUCAAAAAUGUCACAAGUGGAAAACAUUAUUGGUGCCUUUUUUGUACAUAUAUAAAUAUGUAUACUAUAUUCUGUACAUAUGUACAUAUAUAAUAGUACAUACAUAAAUAUAUGUAUGUAUGUACAUAUAUUUCAUUAAUGCCUUAGUAUUUUUUAAGAUUGCAUUUUUGUGGUCGGAUGUAAUGUGUCUAAAUAUUCGUGCAUCAUGACUCAGUUUAGUCGGAUAGUUUAACAUUUAUAAGUGUUUUAUAUUUCUACAAAAUUAAACAUAAGAUUACAUGAUAAAAUAAUUAAUGCAAUAUUACAUUAAUUAAUAAAAACGUAGUUUUGAAUUAUUUAAUUACGCAUCUAUAUAUUCAUAAUUAUCUAAUUAUGAAUAAUUAGUUACAUUACAAUGCAUGAAUAUCUGGAUUGAUCAAAAAAUAACUUUCCCAAAGAAAUUCCAGAAGUAUUGAGGCAUUAAUAUGUGCUGCGCACUAGCAGUCAAUCAGCAUGUCUAACAAAUCUAUUAUACGGGAUGGAUCACUAAAGAUGUUACAGGCUAUUAUUUCUGAAAUUGAAUGAAAUAAACUAAUAAAGGCUCUAAAAUUGAACGAGAUAUGAAAUUUUCCAACGUUUGGUAUCAAAGUGGACAUUCGACGUAAAAAUGGAACUUCGCAUUGCAAUUAACAUGCGAAAUUAAUGUGUAGGCAGAUUUUAUAUCUCGUUCAGUUUCAGAAAUAUUAGCCUGUAACAUCUUUAGUGAUCCACCCUGUAUAACAAAUUUACUGAAUUUAAUACAAAUUGGAAGAAGUUCUGAUGCACCAAAUGUUAUUCGAAGGGGAUAGUGACAUGGAAAUCUUUGUCUCUUUCUGUACAGAUUAGGAAGAAAGUUUACCUUACGUUCUACAAAGACAAAUAAUCUUGGUUUGCUUAAAUUUAGUGAACCCUGAUUAAAUUUUUAACAGGACUUACAUACAAAGUUUUCAAUACACAUAUGCUUAAAGAACAAAAAUAUCUUUUGAGAUUCUCGGAUUUUUUUCUCUAUAUGAGUUAUAUAAGGAAGAGUUCUUUUUAAAUUGUAUUGAAUUCAGUAAGAGAAAGUGAUCUGAAUGAAAGACUCUUUCCGAGUCAUUGUUUUUUAAGUACAUGUAAAUUGAAAGCUUUAUACAAGCCUUGUUAAAAGUUUAGUGAGUGUUAUUAUAAGGAAAAACAUCAGACUUAUAUAAUAGACUGAACAUUCUUAUGUGACAGUUAAGGGAACAAAGUUGUUCGAUAAAAUUGAUGGACAGAAAUAUACAAGAUGCUUUCUUUAUUACAUAAUGCUCUGAUAAGGGGCGAUAUAAAGGAACCAGAAAAAUAAGAGUGUGAGGCAACUAUUUCUUUUCUUUCUUUCUCUACACCAAUUGCACAAUUAGACAAGGAAAGCAUCUUAUUUUCUAUUGUUUUUUCUUACUAAUGUUGUCUUUAAGCUUCAAAUGGAAGCGCUCGAUCUAUUUACAUAAGUCUACAGUAAACACGAACUUAUAACAUCCGUAAGACAUAAGAUUUCUGAUUGUACUAAAAGAGACAAUGGCUGCAUUCAGUAGAAGUGCUUAAAUGCUACAAUUUUAAUAUGUCCUAAAGAGGAUCGCAAUCUAGUAAAGAAAAAAAUGCUGUGUAAUGCAUUGCAACAAUUAGAAGGACGUUGUUUUGCGAUAUAUUAAUAAUGAUAGUAGAGUAAGAUCUUACCUUUAUGAAUAUAAUAGUCUCAUUAAUUUUCACCUUCUAGAACGUGGAAAAUUUUUGUAAAACAAAAAUUAACGAGUAUCCUCUUCAAAGUGCGAGCUGCCCAAUUGCCGUUCUGCCAGAAUAAAAAUCCUUAAUAUUAUUUAACACAUUGCACUUAAAUGCAGUGUACUUUUAAUGUAUUAGAAACAUAGGAGACUGCUGAAUAAACAUGUUGCAACUUAAUGGAGCACUUAUCGUUACAGUAUCAUUCAAUAGAAAAUUAUAAAUGAUUACAAAACAGCUACACUCGCUGAAUGCAUCCAACAGUAUCCAAUGUUGUUAUCUUUUUCUAUUUAGAGUGCCAAAGCUCUUGUUAAUAUACAUAGGGUACUUUUCAUUUAUAUAACACUCGUGCUAAUUCAAAUUGAUAAUUCCAAUGAUAAAUGAAACGCAUAAUUCACUGCGAAAACAGAAUUAAUCGGAGUUUUGUGUCAUUGACACUACAGACUUCUUUAUAUGAUACUAGACCGCUAACAGCGAUACUAAAGAUAAUAUGCAAGCUAUAUCUAAAUUGAGCGGAAUAUAUAAGUUGAAUUAAUAUCAUACUUCUACUAGGAUCAAAAAGUAAGAUUCCCUAUUUUAUUAUGGCUUUUAUUUACCACUUAUGCACAAAUUGGAUUUAUAUAGUUAAAAUAUAAGUUAAUGACUAUUUUUCAAUAUAGUCUUUUGAAAAGGUUGAUGUACACUUAUCCCAUCUGACAUGAGUUUAAAGAUUCCCUCUCGGUAAAAAUCCGGCUCUUGAUGUUUAAACCAGUUUCGAAUAGCAUUCUAUAUCGCUGCAUCAUUUUGAAAUCUUUUUUUUCCAAGAUAUUUCUUCAGCGGCUCAAACAAAUGAAAAUCGGAAGGAGCCAGAUCCGGGCUGUAGGAAAAAUGCUUCAUAAAAUGUUCCAAUCAAAAGUUCCUGAGUUCGAUGUGCAGAAUGAGAUCUGGCAUUAUCGUGAAAAAAAUUCAUAAGGACUGGGUUUCUCUAAAAAGAAGACCGGACCUCUUCCUUCGAAUUGCCUCCUUAAUGAUGCAGCAGUACUUAAUGCUGUUCAAGAAUGAUUUAAACAUUAAGAGCCGGAUUUUUACCGAGAGGGACUCUUCCCACUCUAGCCAAGAUAUGGCUGCUCUUGCAUUGCUGUUAGCGGUCUAUUAUAAUAUAUAGAAGAUUGUGAUUUAAAUUAAAUAAAUAGAAAGCGAAAAUGAGAAACUAUAAUCUACUAACGUCACUAAGGGCCACUUCGAUCAAAUAUCGAUUAAUUUAAUAGUUAAUUAAUUUACAGAACGACCAACAUAAAAAUUUCCAACGAUAUAAUUCUCGCGUAUAUAAUAUAAUACAAAUUUUUAAAUUCUGCUUUUGGUCGCCCUAUAAGUUAAUCAACGAUUAAAUUAAUCGGACUUUGGUCGAAGUAGCCCUAAAUGGAAAAGCCUAUAGUAUUCAAUGGACAAAUGAAAUAUAAUAAUUAGUUAUUUCUGGAUAUCCUAUUAGUUACUACUUCUUUUUUAAUCUUAAUUUAUUUCGUAUUUAUUGCGUGACCAUAUGACUAUGUGUAGAAUGAAUAAGUGAAUGGCACAAAAAAGUUUUUUGAAAACUUACCGUGCUAGAUACGUAUAGUUAUUCGUGUUUUUUUUAAUUUGCUUUCUUAAUUUACACAAUGGGCUGCGGUCGGGAAAACGCUGGAAAUGCUUCGAAGCAUUGCAUUAAUCAAUCAGGAUAAAAAAAAUCUGUAUUUUUUGUUUUGAUUAGCCAAUCAAACGCUUCGAAGCAUCUCUAGCAUCUUCCCGAUCGCAGGCAUAAUCACGCAAUAAAUGUGAAUAGUGGGAAAACGUGCAAAAAAGGGAUAACUAUUAGAGAAUCUGGAAAUAACUACUGGAAAUAGUACAGGAUUGCAUCCAUCACUCAUUAUAUUAGCUUAUUAGAAAUAUUGAAACAUAUUAGAAACAUUGAAACACUUUUAUUCCUUAUACCUUAAAUAAUCUAACCCUAACUUUAACUUAAUUUAAUCCAUAAAAAGUUAAUAGCCAAAAUUUAAAUAAAAAAAUAAAAUGUAAGAAUAGACAAACUGAGUGAGAAACUGAGAAAAAAUUGUUUAUAUACAUAUAUAUGGUAAAUAUAACUAUAUAUAAUUAUA
Messenger RNA from Formica exsecta, 10156 nucleotides. RefSeq names its product serine/threonine-protein kinase Warts (gene wts). The transcript is spliced from 6 exons. The coding region runs from base 2182 to 5463 and encodes 1093 amino acids. Gene Ontology annotation, biological process: regulation of organ growth; positive regulation of apoptotic process; G1/S transition of mitotic cell cycle. The record is from RefSeq and is a predicted model, not a curated record. Lineage: Eukaryota; Metazoa; Arthropoda; Insecta; Hymenoptera; Formicidae. Gene Ontology annotation, molecular function: protein binding; protein serine/threonine kinase activity; ATP binding.